Messenger RNA from Bicyclus anynana (squinting bush brown), 792 nucleotides. RefSeq lists its product as uncharacterized. The transcript has a single exon. Lineage: Eukaryota; Metazoa; Arthropoda; Insecta; Lepidoptera; Nymphalidae. The record is from RefSeq and is a predicted model, not a curated record. Bases 1 to 792 code for a protein of 263 amino acids.
AUGCACACUGAAAUAUCUGAAAGGGAUUUAUUGCAGAAGUUUUGGGAAAUAGAAGCUGAACCAAAAGAAAACAAAAAAAGGUUGUUAACUGAAGAAGAAAUAAAAUGUGAAGAAAUGUUUAAAAAUACAACUAAAAGAGAUGAAAAUGGAAGAUACAUUGUGAAGUUACCCUUUAAGUCCAGCAACCCACCAUGCAAGUAUGGUAACAGUAAAGAAAUUGCUUUAAAAAGAUUUGACAUGCUGGAUAAAAGAUUGUCAAAAAAUAAAAAAUUGCAAAAGGAGUAUAGCAAUGUAAUACAAGAUUAUCUAGAUUUAGGUCAUCUAGAAGUUGUACCUAAUAAUGAAGAGGAUGAACCUGAAGCAGUUUAUCUUCCACACCACUGUGUGAUUCGGGAAGAGAAGGAUACAACUAAAGUACGGGUUGUCUAUGACGCCUCAUGUAGGGAUAAAAAUGGGGAAUCAUUAAACAGCAAUUUGAUGAUUGGACCUACCCUGCAAGAUGACUUGCGUACCUUGAUCAUGCGCUGGCGUGGUAACCCAAUAUGCCUUGUUGCCGACAUAGAGAAAAUGUAUAGGCAAGUAAAAGUGAGCAAGGAAGAUGUAAAUUUCCAACGUAUUUGGUGGAGAGAUAUAACCAAUCCAGAAUCUGUAAUAAAAAGUUAUAGAUUACUCACGGUCACCUUUGGAACUGCGUCAGCUCCAUAUUUAGCUGUUAGAACACUGCAGCAACUUGCACGUGAUGAAGGAAGCAAUUUCCCAGCAGCAUCUGAAAUAAUCUUACAAGAUUUUUAA